AUGCAUACCAUUGGCGUUGAGGAAGAGCAUCCCAAUAGUCAUCAGCAACGGGUGAUAAUUGAAGACCUGUUGGGGUGUGGCCACGGAAUAGCCAUCCAAUUAUGCGUCCAAACGGCACAAGACAGGGCUGUCACCACUCCAUGCGGUCAUACCUAUUGUCACAAUUGUCUCACUCAAUGGCUGUCCAAAGAUCGCAAUACUUGUCCUCAAUGUCAGCAUAAGUUGUCCAGAAAGAGAGGCAAACAGGGGAUCAUUAAUAACGUGCAGAUUAUUAGUGGAUAUGUUUGCAACAAGAAUCUCAUUGUAAAUAAUAUUAUCUCCAAAUUGGAGAUCAAAUGUAAGUUUGUGGGCAAUGGGUGUCCGGAAGUGAUAUCAUUGGAGCAGUUGGAGACACAUCUCAGCACAUGUGGCCAUCAGUUAUGCAAAACAUGUGGCAUUUGUUUUGUCCAUAAUGUCCACAAUUGUAUGGAUGUGUUGAAGACAAAGAACAAUGUAUUGAAGAAAAAGUCACAGAAUUUAAAGAAAAACAAGAAUUUGUUGACACAAAAGGUCACAGAAUUGAAGGAAAAGAGCGAACGGAACGAUCGGAUACUGAGACGUCUUUCCACUCUAUUGAUGCCAAUGAGUGACUUUCAAUCGGAUAAUCCGUAUCUGUUUUCUACAGAAUACGUACGGAUUGGCAAAUAUAGAGUCGACCACUGGUUUAACCUAUUGUUGUGCUCGGAUGGCAUCAAAUUGCAAACUGUCGUGAAUACUGACCGUAUGUUUAAGAAUAUUCAACUGCCAUUCCCUGACAUAACAGAGCUGUUGUACUGCACCGAUCCAUCACUACCGGUGCUGUUCACGAAAACCACACCCGAGUUAUGCCGUGAGAUCAGUACAAGUCUUCAUUCCGAUGCACUCAUUAAGACUAAUGUGCCGUCAAAUGUUUUGGUUGAAAUAGCGAUCAAAGCAUUUCCCAAGUCUUCCCAUUACAUGACUUUCAUAUGCCUUUUGGAGUACCUGUUGGAAAAAAAUACCUCGGUUCAAAUUGGCAUCACUAUGUAUGUUAUCAACUACGACUUCAACCCUGAAACUAGGGAUAUGAGCAUGAUGAUGUACUUCCGGCAAAUGUGGAAUGACCCUCGACUGAUAGCCAAUGUCAUAACCGAGGAUGCGUAUGGUGGACAGUCACUUAUGGAGAGGGUAUGA
Molecule: messenger RNA, 1191 nt
Organism: Oppiella nova
Lineage: Eukaryota; Metazoa; Arthropoda; Arachnida; Sarcoptiformes; Oppiidae
Source: the annotation of a GenBank genome assembly